UAAGACACGGUGAUUUCGAGAGAGAGAGAGAGAGAGAGAGAGAUAGAGACGACGUCGCCGGAAAGGGUGAAGACAAGCAAUCGACUCGAAUCCUCCGACGCUAUCUAGUUCCAACCGCUCCCGGCUAAUCGAUCUCUCUAAUCAUGACAACAUCAAGGCGCUUUGCUGAUAGGAAGGUGGAGAGGUUCGAGAAGAACAUCACAAAGAGAGGAGCUGUGCCUGAAGCAAGCACUAAAAAGGGAAAGGACUAUCCUGUUGGGCCUGUUCUGCUUGGUUUCUUUGUUUUCGUUGUCAUUGGAUCAUCACUUUUCCAGAUUAUCAGGACAGCAACCAGCGGAGGCAUGGCAUAAUUGUGCAGUCAUACUGAGAAAUGUAACAGAGGCCUUCGGUUGUGUCAUUUUACCUUUAAAUGUUAGAGUCUUCAGCGAACUAAUUAUAUGUUUAUUUAAUGCUUAUGUCUGUUGUGAAACUCCCGGAUUUUGAAUAGAACUCCUCUUCUUGGUGUCCAAUAUUUUUAUCUUACAGUUUGGUAUAUUUGUUAUGUGAAUGGCCAAAUACUGUAAAUGAUGAUAUUGAACAACAGUCGACCUCAAACUGCAGAAAUGGGUGCUGAAGCUAUGAAACAGUAUUUGGUGGCAAUUGAGUGUAUUUAGUGAGCCCAAGCUAUGCGGCUGGGUUUGGGUUUAUACCCAAGUGAAUAUUGGAAAUGAUAUCAGCCAUUUCAAAACAGUCAACAAGGAAAUGGAGAUUUAUGCUCUUUGCUCACAUACAAUAUUAUAGUUAAUUUUAUGAAAUAAAUAUUGUUUUGCAAU
Messenger RNA from Rubroshorea leprosula, 812 nucleotides. The record is from the annotation of a GenBank genome assembly. Lineage: Eukaryota; Viridiplantae; Streptophyta; Magnoliopsida; Malvales; Dipterocarpaceae.